Messenger RNA from Schistosoma guineensis, 5883 nucleotides. NCBI's taxonomy places the organism in Eukaryota, Metazoa, Platyhelminthes, Trematoda, Strigeidida, Schistosomatidae. The record is from the annotation of a GenBank genome assembly.
AUGAAUGAAAUUAAUUUUUUUGAUCCGUUGGAAGGUAAUGAUACAUUACCAUUAUAUUGUGUCUGUUGUCUUGAUUAUGGUUUUCUACCUACUAUAUUAUUACAUAGUCUUCCUGUGAAGGUGCAACGUCUGAUUGUAAAUCGUUUAGCUCACACAAACCUACCACAAUUCAUUCUAGCAACUCAUAAAGGAGGUCAUUGGUCGUUGGUCCAAUUACAUUAUAUCAGUCAUAAUAUUAAUAAUAAUAAUAAUAAUAAUAAUAAUAAUAAUAAUAAUAAUAAUAAUAAUAAUUCACAAACAAUUCCGUCAAAUUCUACUCCAUCUCUGAAUGAAUCUCAUAUGGCUAAUUGUUUGGAUAGUUUGAACCAGCUAAAGGAUGUUGAUUCAGAAUCACCUGUGUGCACAAAUUGUGUAUCAUCAAUUGAAUUCAACCUAGAUCCAUAUACUACUGCGUAUUUUUCCGAUUCUUAUGUGAAAUUCAUGUUGACAACCAAAACACCAGACAAAAAUUGGCACUGUCCAUUUUGUAAAGCCAGCUACAGUCUUAUUAGCAGUGAUCGAGUGAAUAUUUUAGAACGACAUUUACGCUUACAUGCGGAAAUUCGUUGUUGUGUAGAUUGUGUAACCAUAUUACCGAAUAACACAUCUUCACUUAAUUGUGAAUCAGCAUGUAUACAUGAUUGUGAUGAAUUAGUUAGUUCUCAAAUCAAAGACGAUUAUCAACAAUAUCAAUAUGCUAACAGCAAUUCCACGGACUUGCCUCACAAGACAGUGAAUUUACCUGCACCUGAUGAUUGUAAUGAUCAACCAGAAAAUAAUGAUGUAUUUCCAACAUUUCACCAUGAUAAUAGUCAAAUUCAACUUCGAAAAUGUGAUGUACCUCUGAACUCGAUUGCUAAAACUUCGUGUACAUAUUUUAGUGCCGGGAAUUGGCGACGAAUUUGUACAAAGUGUAAAGUCGGCUUCAAAACACCGGCACACUAUCAACAACAUUUAAAAAAUGUUCAUCGAGGUAAAAAGUUUCUUUGUCAAGAUUGUGGUGUUUUGUUCAGUACGAAAGGGAAUCUAACGACACAUUUUAACCAAAUUCAUAAUCAAAAUACCAGUUUACCGUGCCCUAUCUGUGAGAAAUAUCUUAGUAAUAGGUUUAAUUUAGAUCGGCAUAUACGUUCAGUUCAUUCAGAUUAUGAGAUGUCCUCAAAUUCAUCUUUAAAAGUAAAUAGUAUUCCAGUCUCUAAUACUAAUGAAGGUGCACAUUUAACUAACUCUAUUACUGUUGAAAAUCCGAAUGAACCUCCGCGUGGAUAUUAUCUUUAUUUAUCGGAUUCUGAUUGUCAACAAUCAAUCAGCACAAAUUCACCAACAUCAUAUAUAAAUUCAAGUGGAAAUACACAAUCUGUAUUGCAAUUAAUUUCUCCGACAGUCGAUUCAAAAUCUGUCUCAUUAGUAGCAGAUAUUAGCCUAACACCAUGUGGUCCAUCAAAUCCAGAUGCCCAACUUGGCGUUGGCGGUAAAUUGUGGAAGCAAAAUAUAAAUAUUGUACAGUCUCCAAAAUCUACUAUUUCUAAAAGUUUCCAUCUAUGUUAGAUAACAUUAUUUGAUGGUUGCCGUUUUUGCCUUUUCGUUGUUGUUAGACUUUUAAAUCUACACUUUCUUUUUGUUCUAAAAAGGAAAUAUUAAAGUACUCUACGACACUUAUUUAUACGUAAAUCAAACCCGUCUAAUUAUCACUGUACAAAGUAAGGAAACGUAACUAGCUUUUACUUGAAACAUUGACAGUUAAUAAGUAUUUCUACAAUGUAAAAUCCACUUGUAUUAUGUAACUGAAGAUUUUCAUUAUAAAAAAAUUACAGUUGAUUGAUUGGGAAUUGGAUUUAUUUGUAAUCCGUAGUAAAAUAAUCAGGUUACUUACAGGGAUAUUCGUUUCUAUCAUAUCAGUUUCCAUUUUACUAAUUAUUAUUUAAGCAUUAGGUAUAAGCACUCAAUAUUUAAGUUGAAACCUGAUUGGCAUUCAUAGCUACUAAAUGUUAAACGUAAGCAUUUUUAAGCUAAAAUUAUCUAAUUCUUUACAACACCAAAACAGCUUUCUCACUGAAUAACAUAACUCCUAAAAGCCCUAAAUAAAUAUAUAUUCAUGUGAAUUCAAAACAUACAUACUAUUGGAAUAUGAGCUUCAUUAUGUAGCUGACAGUGUUCCGUAUUUUCUUGUUAUACCGAAAAGCCGAAUAUCGUAUGAUAGCUGUCAUUAAAUUCUAUGAACUCAUUAGAAUCAUGCUAAAUGUCAUUAGUUUCUUGUAUUUUCAAUCGGAAAGCAGCUAUUUUUGUUGUCUACAAAAUCUAGUCAUUUUAGUUAGGAAUAGUGCGUGACGGCUGUGCAGUACUGGAAAUCAAAAAAAAUCUUUUGGUUAUCAAGUAUUUGUCAUUUAAAAGUCGUUCGAAUCAACUGACCUGGAAUAUAAACCCUAGUUAUUGUCAUAAAUUAAGAUUUUAUGAGCGAAUCCUCGUUGAAAGAAAAGUGAUGAUCAGUAGAUAAUAUGCAAUAAUGCAGUGCGGCUGUGUGAUGACUGAUUACGAGGAUAAAUCUCAGAAGUUAAGAAAACUAUCUUUUGAAGUUGGUUUUCCUGAUAAAAUAACAUGUUUAUACAUUUGGUAACAGAAAAAUAAUUGUCAUAAGCAACUGGAGACCACCACCUUGGUAUGUCGUUUCUAAUAAUAGAUUAAGACCAUCGUCGUCAUGUUACCAUCCCUAUGAAAUGACAGGUGAUUUAUUGAGAUUUACUUCGAGGCUAUUUCAUUUUACGAGGUUGACAGUUGAUGAUAAUACUGAAAAUGUAUAUUACCUGUUAAUGUUAAUAUUACAGAAACUGUCAGACUACAAUAAAGGAUGUUAUUAAGUCGUGUAUCAGUUCAAUUUCUUACUCAAUCCAAAGAAAAAGUAUCCGCGAAUUGUGAAAAAUAUGAAAUUGAACAAAAAUCAACCAAGUGGAAAGGUGCAAACAAGAAAUUUGAACAUUCAACUUAUUGAGACAGCGUUAUAACUAGGUGUUGGUUUUAAAACAAAAAUACUCACAUAACGAGGGAUUUUCUAUGAGUUCUGACUCAUAAUAUCUGUGAAUUACAGUAGUUACUCUCAUUUUUUAUAAAAUACCCACAACCUAUCGCUAUAUGAAAUAUUCUGGUACUCAGAUGAAGACAUCACAUUAUUUAAUAGAUUCACUUUCAUUCUAUCUUUGGAGGAACGAGGUAUAUUUUACAUCAAGUGAAGUACAAAUGCAUCAUAAUGCUCUUCAUGAAGUAAUAUCAUAUAUACAAUGAAACUGCAAGAAUAUUAAGAGCUGAAUAAACCUUUGAUGCUGAAAAUAUUUAUUUUACACUGUACAGAUCAUAAUCCAAAUAAUAUAGAUGUACUAAUACACAAUACAUGUUCGUGGUAUUAUUUAUUGUGUGCAAACAUGAUGAUAUGGCUUUUGAAGAUGAGUUCUGCAAAAAGAAUUAUUUGUAAAUCCAUUUUUAAACAUUGUUUUUGGAAUCUACUUUAGAUUGGAAAUAAAAGGAGUCCGUUGUAAUGGAUUAAGAUUGGUGUCGGGAACUCCUCAUCGCAUCUAAAUGUAUGUUACCGAAUAAAGUGAUAAACCUUACCUCAAUUUUAAUGUGUAAUGUAUAACAAUAAAAUGGUGUAAGGCCAUUGCCGUGUUUGAGCGAAAAUAUUUCCGUGUAAACUUUCUAUAUAACGACAAUUGCCCAUUUUCACUUACAUGUUAGGUUAGCAUCUCUGAUGCUUUUAUUUAUAUAUUCACUAUAUUUUUGGUUUGCAUCACGUUAGAAGGACCAGAGUCAGACAAAAAUGCUCACUCUUCCCCUUUAUCCUUCUGGUGGUUGAAGACCUCCACAACUUAGGGGAAGCAGAUGAACUACCCGUUCUAUUCCAUACUUACGAGCAUAUACAAGUCAAGACAACCACUUUAGCUGAAGCUUCUACAUCGGUAUGCUUCAGCAUACACAAAGAAAAAGUCAAGAUCCUCAAAUACAACAGGAGGAACACCAAUCUAAAGCUCUGGAAGAGGUUACAACUUUCACACGCCUGGGAAGCAUAAUCUAUGAAAAAAGAGGUUAUGAUGCAGACGUAAAGGAAGGAAAUAGUAAAGCAAGUACAGCAUUCUUACAACAGAAAAUCAUAUGAAACUCAAAACGACUGUCAACCAAUAUAGAAGUCACAGUCUUCAAUACGAACAUCAAGACAAUUCUACUGUACGCAGCUGAAACGUAGAGAACUACAGCAACCGUGAGAUAAUUAGGAGUAGUUGAAUUAUAGUGGGAACUAGAAAUCCCAGAAAUAACGCAAUUUAGCUGAGAAGUACUAAAUGGGAACGAAUUAUGUAUCAAGCAGUCAUCACGUACAAAGGAAUCAUUGGUUCAUACAGACACCACAAACCGUCAUCAAAAAUAUGCAAGUAUUAGAAACCAAGAUCACAAGUUAGCGCUUGUCUCUUGAUGAAAUUUGAUUAUUUCCACAAUGAAUUUUCCAACCACUCACAACGACGUUUUGCAAUUUUUUCUUCAGCUGGAAGCUGGUUUGUUUUCUCCCACAGUAGGCUGCUGCUGAUGGUAUCCAGUUGACAAACAUUCAGAAUCUUACCUGGACUAUCGAUUAGCAAUAUUUGCAUAUUUUCGAUAACGGUUGUGGUACUUCUCUACGUUUCAGCUGAGUACUUUAGAACUGUCUUGAUUUUCGUAUUGAGGAUUGUGACUUUGAUAUUGGUUGACAGUUGUUUUGAGUUCUAUAUGUUUUUGAAGAAGCCGGAUAAUAUUUUACCUCUCUAACAUACUGUUCAAGUUGUAAGUUCAUGAAAGUGCAGCAUGGAAAAGGAUUGCAUUAUACUUGAGGUCAGUGUACGACAAAUACCCCAACUUUAAAUUGCAUAUUUAACUGGAAACUAUCUCCUUACUCUUAAUGCCUAACUCAAACCUUUUACCAUCAUAAGUGUGUAGUGACCUACUUUUUCCAAGUGAACGCGAUUGGUAUAAUGGAAACAACUAUUAUUAUUAUAACCAAUUGUUCCAGUUACUGUUUUACUGUACUUGUUUGUUUAACUGUACUAGAAACAUACAUUCUUCCGUUGACUGUGAACUUGCACGCUCUCGGUAACGCUCAGUAGUUCCACUUGUACUCUUUGUCACGAUUUCGGUGUUCUUUCGAUACCACGAGAUUGCCAACAAAUAUGCCUUAUAAAGACCGUCAAUUGUCUUCCGAUCUUUGGCCUGUGAAGGGAUCUAACACAGUAACUGGCACGUAGAUUCAGUGUAGUGGUGAUCAUAGUCAACCACAACUCGACACCACGCUACAACCCUAAAAGUGAUGUCAGUUAAUGAUGAAAUUCCUGUAGAUUGACAAUCUCAACUAAGAAUAAUGUCUCGAUACCCAAUAUGUAAGCUUGACUUUCUUCCUUUUCUACAAAUGAUAAGUUGGCACGUGAACGUCAAAACUGCUAUAACCCUAUUAUUUUACUUUAUUUUAUUGUUACUGUUCUGUAACCAUUCAGCGUUUCUAGACUGAUUGAUGAGCCACUACAGAUCUUCACUAUAUUAUACUUCAACCGAAAGAUUCUCAAAUGGAUUAUAUUUAUGGUGGGAAAGAUAGGGAUGAACUUGUUUCGCCUGUUAUUGAAUAGAAAGCUCAUCACUGAUGUGUAGUAGUGACAUAUAUAAGAUUUUUGAAAUGGCAAACAUCGUUAGAACUAUGAUGUAAUACAGACAUCUUCGAGUUGUAGAAGAAUGAUUCCAUCAUACGAGGAUGCCUUAUUACUUUAUUUAUAUUUAUGAUAAGCUCCAUAAUGUUGAGUACGUUUUUUGAGGUUUACAUAAUUUCGAGUGUCUUUGUUAUAU